Messenger RNA from Tupaia belangeri chinensis (Chinese tree shrew), 3241 nucleotides. Its product is annotated as zinc finger protein 793. Lineage: Eukaryota; Metazoa; Chordata; Mammalia; Scandentia; Tupaiidae. Gene Ontology annotation, biological process: regulation of transcription by RNA polymerase II. Gene Ontology annotation, molecular function: RNA polymerase II cis-regulatory region sequence-specific DNA binding; DNA-binding transcription factor activity, RNA polymerase II-specific. Gene Ontology annotation, cellular component: nucleus. The transcript is spliced from 6 exons. The coding region runs from base 552 to 2789 and encodes 745 amino acids. The record is from RefSeq and is a predicted model, not a curated record.
CCGGUAUCGCAACACAAUUUUGGAAACUCGCCAGUCGCCACUUCGAGUAGACGCGCUCAUAUUUGCACAAACCCCUCCGCGGUUCUAAAUCCCGGCCUCGGUUGCAAGGGGAGGUGGGACAAGCACAUGUGCCUGCGCACUUCGAUCCCAAGUGCGACGAUCGGCCCAAUCCCUGUGGCCGACCCAGGCCCGGGACUCUGGGUUCGGGUUUCGGAGGCCAGGGAGAGGACGGCGUGGGAGGACGUCACGAGAAACCCGCAGCGUUAGGAACCCUGGGCGUAGCUGCCUCUGAUGCGCGGCGGCCUUUUCUGCUCCGGACUACGUUUCCCAGUGGUCCCUGCGGGAACCGGGCCGGCUGCCCCUUUGUGUCCUCCGGGGGCGGAGGCAGCCAAGGCGCCUCUUUCCGGGCCCUCCCGGGCAGACGGUGAAGCCCGAGUGGAGAUUCCCCGAGCCUUCGGGGCGGGAAAGGGAUCUUCCAGCAGUUCAUUUCUCCAGGGGUCUGAUCUGAAGACACUGCCACAUAUCAAGAGAAGACUUAAGAGGAAGAAAGAAUGGCUGUUGGAUUUCUUAAAGCCAUGUGCCAGGAGUUGGUCACCUUCAGAGAUGUGGCUGUAGAUUUCUCCCAAGAGGAGUGGGAUUGUCUGGAUUCUUCUCAAAGGCAUCUGUAUAGUAAUGUGAUGUUGGAGAACUACAGGGUCUUGGUAUCACUGGGCCUUUGCUUUUCCAAGCCAAGUGUGAUAUUAUUGUUGGAACAAGGAAAAGAGCCCUGGAUGGUAAAGAGAGAGCUGACAAAAGGCUGGGAAUCUAUAUGUGAGACUGGAGAAUUAACACCAAAGGAGGACCUUUAUGAAGAACAGUCAUCCCAGAAGAUAAUAGAAACACUUACAAGGUAUGACUUUGAGUACUCCAAUUUGAAAGAAGAGUGGAAAUCUGAAGGCCAUUUUGAGAGGCAGCUGGCAAAUCAGAAGGUUUAUUUCAAGGAAGAGACAAUCACUUAUGAAGAAUCCCUUGUUGAUGAAAGAGAGCGAAAAUAUAACAAAUCCUGGGGAAGUUUCCAUCAGAACACACUGCUUCAUACACAACGGAUAAUCCUCAAAGAGGAGAAAGUACAUAAACAUGGCACAUGUAAGAAAAGCUUUAAAAAAAAAUUAGUGCCCAUUAAGUCCAAGAGUGUCUAUGCAGAGAAGAAAUUUUUGAAAUGUAAUGACUGUGAAAAAGUCUUCAGCCAGAGUUCAUCUCUUACCCUUCAUCAAAGAAUUCAUACUGGAGAGAAACCCUAUAAAUGUGUAGAAUGUGGAAAAGCCUUCAGCCAGAGAUCAAAUCUUGUUCAGCAUCAGAGGAUUCAUACCGGAGAGAAACCCUAUGAAUGUAAGGAAUGUAGGAAAGCCUUUAGUCAGAAUGCACAUCUAGUCCAACAUCUGAGAGUUCAUACUGGAGAAAAGCCUUAUGAAUGUAAGGUAUGUAGGAAAGCAUUCAGCCAGUUUGCCUACCUUGCCCAACAUCAGAGAGUUCAUACUGGAGAGAAACCCUAUGAGUGCAUUGAAUGUGGGAAAGCUUUUAGCAAUAGAUCAUCCAUUGCUCAACACCAGAGAGUUCACACUGGAGAGAAACCUUAUGAAUGCAAUGUCUGUGGGAAAGCAUUUAGCCUUCGUGCAUAUCUUACUGUACAUCAGAGAAUACAUACUGGAGAAAGACCCUAUGAAUGUAAGGAAUGCGGGAAGGCCUUCAGUCAGAAUUCACACCUUGCUCAGCAUCAGAGAAUUCAUACUGGAGAAAAACCUUAUAAAUGUCAGGAAUGUAGGAAAGCAUUCAGCCAGAUUGCCUAUCUUGCUCAACAUCAAAGAGUUCAUACUGGAGAGAAACCCUAUGAAUGUAUUAAAUGUGGAAAAGCAUUUAGCAAUGACUCAUCCCUUACUCAGCAUCAAAGAGUUCAUACUGGAGAGAAACCUUAUGAAUGUAAUGUUUGUGGAAAGGCUUUUAGUUACUGUGGAUCCCUUGCCCAACAUCAGAGAAUACAUACUGGAGAAAGACCCUAUGAAUGUAAGGAAUGCAAGAAAACCUUCAGGCAACAUGCACAUCUUGCUCAUCAUCAGAGAAUUCACAUUGGAGAACCUAAUGGAGAAAAACCUUGGGGAUGCAGUCACUGUGAGAAAGCUUUCAGCCAUAACCCAACAUUCAUGUAUAAACAAGCAGUAACGAAUUCUCUUGCAUACAAACGGAAGAGGGUUCCACCUACAGAAAAACCUCAUGUCUGUAACGAGUGUGGGAAAGCCUUCUGUUACAAGUCUGAAUUCAUUAGACAUCAGAGAAGUCACACGGGGGAGAAGCCUUAUGGCUGCACUGACUGUGGGAAAGCCUUUUCACAUAAAUCUACCCUCAUUAAACACCAGAGAAUUCACACUGGGGUAAGACCUUUUGAAUGUUUUUUUUGUGGGAAAGCCUUCACUCAAAAGUCACACCGUACAGAACAUCAGAGAACACAUACAGGAGAGAGACCUUUUGUGUGCAGCGAAUGUGGGAAGUCAUUUGGUGAGAAGUCAUACCUCAAUGUACAUCGAAAAAUGCACACAGGAGAGAGACCCUAUCGUUGUAGAGAAUGUGGAAAAUCUUUUAGCCAGAAGUCAUGUCUCAAUAAACAUUGGAGAACUCAUACAGGAGAAAAACCCUAUAGAUGCAGUGAAUGCGGUAAAGCUUUCUAUCAGAAACCAAACCUCAGUAGACAUCAGAAAAUUCAUGCUAGGAAAAAUGCCUACAGAAAUGAAAAUCUAGUAGUUGUGGGAAAGCCUUGAGGGAGAUACCCAUUUACACUAUGUACAGGAAAAUUCAUCCUUAGGAGAAAUCUUAACCAAUUUAAUGCAUUUGGACAAAGCUUAAGGGAAGUCAUGCUCCAAAUGUGGUAAAAAAAGAUAAAAGAAAAUACUUUAUAAGACAUAAACAUGAUAAUUUUGGCAUAUAAAAGUUUAAAAAUGUUUAAUAGAAUGAUAACGCAAAAUACAUGUGAAGAGACUUAAAGGUAUAUUAUGAUAUGCUCCACGUAACUCACAUAAUACGUACUACUUAUAUCUUACAAGUGUAAAUGUGAACUUAACAUAAAUUCUGAAAAUCAAACAUGUAUAUGUCACAUAAUAUGGAGAAUAUCAUUCACGAAACUUUUCCAUGCAAGUAUCACCAUUGUCUUUUGGUAUCUUUUUUUAAAUUAAUUUAUUUAAUUCCAUUAGUUAUUACUAUUGUUAUUUUUAAU